AUGGAACAGAGAAAGAUCUGGCCUCAGAUAUGGGACUCCGAUGGCUGGUCAGUGGCCUUGGUGUUUCUUUUCUUGGUUUCCUUUUCAAGAAAUGCUGCAAGCACUUCCAUUUACAAUACUUUUCAUUCUGAGAACCGUGACUGGACUUUCAAUCACUUGACUGUCCAUCGGGCCACCGGAGCAGUCUAUGUGGGAGCCAUCAAUCGGGUUUACAAGCUUUCUGGAAACUUGACCAUCUUGGUAGCUCACAAGACAGGACCAGAGGAAGACAACAAGUCUUGCUACCCACCACUCAUAGUGCAACCCUGCAGUGAGAUUCUGACUCUCACCAACAAUGUCAACAAGCUGCUGAUCAUUGACUACUCUGAAAAUAGGUUGUUAGCCUGUGGAAGCCUCUACCAGGGAGUAUGCAAACUUCUGCGACUGGAUGAUCUUUUCAUCCUGGUGGAACCGUCUCACAAAAAAGAGCACUAUCUUUCCAGCGUUAACCAGACUGGCACUAUGUAUGGAGUUAUAGUUCGUUCUGAGGGCGAGGAUGGGAAGCUAUUCAUUGGUACUGCAGUGGAUGGCAAGCAGGAUUACUUUCCCACUCUCUCCAGCCGCAAGCUGCCACGUGACCCAGAAUCAUCUGCUAUGUUGGAUUAUGAGCUCCACAGUGACUUUGUUUCAUCUCUCAUCAAAAUCCCCUCGGACACACUGGCCCUGGUCUCACACUUUGAUAUCUUCUACAUCUAUGGAUUUGCUAGUGGCAAUUUUGUCUAUUUUCUGACUGUCCAACCAGAGACACCCGAGGGAGUGUCUAUCAACUCAGCCAGUGAUCUCUUCUACACAUCUCGAAUUGUGCGUCUCUGCAAGGAUGACCCCAAGUUCCACUCUUAUGUAUCUCUGCCUUUUGGCUGUGUCAAGGGUGAUGUGGAAUAUCGACUCCUACAGGCUGCCUUCCUUUCUAAGCCAGGGGAGGUGCUGGCCAGGUCUCUCAAUAUCACUGGCCAGGAUGAUGUCCUUUUUGCCAUCUUCUCCAAAGGGCAGAAACAGUAUCACCAGCCCCCUGAUGACUCAGCUCUUUGCAUCUUCCCCAUCCGUGCAAUCAAUGCCCAAAUUAAGGACCGCCUGCAGUCUUGCUACCAGGGGGAAGGCAACCUGGAACUCAACUGGCUACUGGGGAAAGAUGUUCAGUGUACCAAGGCGCCAGUCCCAAUAGAUGAUAACUUCUGUGGGUUGGACAUUAACCAGCCACUUGGAGGCUCCGUACCAGUAGAGGGAGUGACUCUUUACACUUCCAGCAGAGAUCGGAUGACUUCUGUCACUUCCUAUGUCUACAAUGACUACAGUGUGGUGUUUGUGGGGACCAAGAGUGGCAAGUUGAAAAAGAUUCGAGCAGAUGGGCCUCCCCAUGGUGGUAUUCAGUAUGAAGUGGUGCCAAUUUUCAAGGACGGAAGUCCUAUCCUUCGUGACAUGGCCUUUUCCACAGAUCAUAAUUACCUCUAUGUGAUGUCAGAAAGACAGGUGUCCCAGGUUUCCGUUGAAUCCUGUGAACAGUACACAACCUGUGGAGAAUGUCUGAGCUCAGGAGACCCUCACUGCGGUUGGUGUGUUCUACACCAUACGUGUUCCCGGAGGGACAAAUGCGAGCGAGCAAAUGAACCAUACCGAUUUGCAGCCAGCAUCAACCAGUGUAUGAGUAUCAUUGUGCAGCCCAGCAGUAUUCCAGUUUCUGAGCACAGCCUUCCGCUCAGCUUGCUAGUGAGUGAUGCACCUGAUCUGUCAACUGGUAUCACCUGCGUAUUUGGAAACCUCACAGAAGUGGAGGGCCAAGUUUUGGGCAACCAGAUUGUAUGCAUCUCACCAGUAUCUAAGGAUGUCCCUGCCAUACCUGUGGACCAGGACUGGUUUGGGAUAGAGCUGCUGCUGAAAUCCAAAGAGACAGGCAAGAUGUUUGUCAGCACUGAGUUCAAGUUCUACAACUGCAGUGCCCACCAAUUGUGCCUCUCUUGUGUGAACAGUGCUUUUCGUUGCCACUGGUGUAAAUAUCGGAACCUCUGCACCCAUGAUCCCACAACGUGCUCAUUUCAAGAGGGGAGAAUCAAUGUUUCUGAGGAUUGCCCACAGCUGUUCCCUACAGAAGAGAUUUUGAUCCCUGUUGGUGAGGUGAAGCCCAUCACCUUGAAGGCCAGAAAUUUACCACAGCCUCAGUCUGGUCAGCGUGGCUAUGAGUGUGUCCUCAACAUCCAAGGCGUGAUUCAUCGUGUGCCUGCUCUUCGCUUCAACAGCUCAAGUGUCCAGUGCCAGAAUAGCUCAUAUCUCUAUGAUGGAAUGGACAUCAGUAACUUAGCAGUAGAUUUUGCUGUGGUUUGGAAUGGAAACUUCAUCAUCGACAACCCAGAGGAUUUGAAAGUUCACCUGUAUAAAUGUGCUGCCCAGCGCGAAAGCUGUGGGUUGUGCCUGAAAGCAGACCAGAAAUUUGAAUGUGGCUGGUGCACUGUAGAAGGGAGGUGCACUCUGCGUCAGCACUGCCCCUCUUCUAUUGGGGGAUGGGGAAGGUGGCUUGCCUGGGCAAGCAGGAAUGUUCGUUGCAUCAAUAACACUCUGCAUUCUAUUCUAACAGUGUCAGGUCCACCAGAAGGAGGAACACGAGUCACAAUUCGUGGUGUUAACCUGGGCUUGGAUUUCUCUGAGAUUACCCACAAUGUGCAUGUGGCUGGUGUGGAAUGUACACCGCUGGAGGAGCAGUAUAUAAUUGCUGAGCAAAUCGUGUGUGAGAUGGGACAGGCAGAGCCUGGAAUCAGUUCUGGGCCUGCUCUUCUCUGCAUUGGAGAAUGCAAGGCAGAAUUUGUGGCCAAGUCUGCACAGCAUUACACAUUUGUGAAUCCUACAGUGAGCUCCCUGAGUCCCAGCCGUGGGCCGGAGUCAGGAGGGACCAUGGUGACCAUCACUGGCCAUUUUCUUGGGGCUGGCAGCAGUGUGUCGGUGUUGCUUGGUAACCAGACCUGCGAGUUUUAUGGGAGGUCCAUGAAUGAAAUUGUGUGUGUCUCUGCCCCCUCUACUCAUGGCCUCGGCUCUGUUCAUGUCUCUGUUGCCGUGGAUCGGGCACAGUUAGAAAGCACCUUGCAGUUUGAAUACAUCGAUGACCCCAAAGUUCAACGCAUUGAUCCUGAAUGGAGCAUAGCCAGUGGCCACACACCUCUGACUAUCACAGGGACCAAUCUGGAUGUCAUUCAAGAGCCCAGGAUCCGAGUGAAGUACAAUGGCAAGGAGUCUGUCAAUGUCUGCAAAGUUGUAAACACAACCACCCUGACUUGUCUGGCUCCCUCCCUUACCCCAGAGUACCGUCCUGGUUUGGAUGCUGUUGAACGACCCGAUGAGUUUGGCUUCAUCUUUAACAAUGUUCAGCACUUACUAAUUUACAAUGAUACCAAGUUUAUCUACUAUCCAAACCCUACCUUUGAGCUCCUGAGUCCCACUGGUGUACUGGAGCAAAAGCCAGGGUCACCCAUUAUCCUCAAGGGUAAAAAUUUAUGCCCGCCUGCCUCUGGUGGAGCAAAGCUGAACUACACUGUUCUGAUUGGAGAGACUGCUUGUGCUGUCACUAUCUCAGAGACCCAGCUGCUGUGUGAGCCUCCAAAUCUCACUGGGCAACACAAAGUUAUGGUGCACGUAGGUGGCAUCAACUUCUCCCCUGGGUCAGUGAAUGUGAUCUCAGACAGCCUGUUGACUUUGCCAGCAAUUGUCAGCAUUGCAGCAGGAGGCAGCCUUCUCCUCAUCAUUGUCAUUAUUGUCCUUAUUGCCUACAAACGCAAGUCCCGUGAGAAUGACCUCACCCUCAAGAGGCUACAGAUGCAGAUGGACAACCUGGAGUCUCGGGUGGCCCUCGAAUGCAAAGAAGCUUUUGCAGAGCUGCAGACAGACAUCAAUGAGUUAACCAGUGACCUGGACCGCUCUGGGAUUCCAUACCUUGACUAUCGCACAUAUGCCAUGAGGGUCCUUUUCCCUGGCAUUGAGGACCACCCUGUCCUGCGUGAACUAGAGGUUCAAGGGAAUGGGCAGCAAAAUAUGCAGCGCAGUUUCUCCAUGAGGGACCGUGGCAAUGUUGCUUCACUCAUCAUGACAGGGCUUCAGGGAAAGCUAGAAUAUGCCACUGAUGUCUUGAAGCAGUUGCUUUCUGAUCUGAUUGAGAAGAACCUAGAGAACAAGAAUCACCCCAAGUUGCUCCUGCGCAGGACCGAGUCAGUGGCUGAGAAGAUGUUGACUAACUGGUUUGCUUUCCUCCUCCAUAAAUUCCUAAAGGAAUGUGCCGGGGAGCCACUCUUUAUGCUGUACUGUGCCAUCAAGCAACAGAUGGAGAAAGGCCCAAUCGACGCUAUUACCGGGGAGGCGCGUUAUUCCCUGAGUGAGGACAAGCUGAUCCGGCAGCAGAUUGAGUACAAAACUCUAAUAUUAAACUGUGUGAAUCCUGACAAUGAGAACAGUCCUGAGAUUCCUGUGAAGGUGCUCAACUGCGAUACCAUCACUCAGGUCAAAGAGAAGAUUCUGGAUGCAGUGUAUAAAAAUGUCCCAUACUCACAAAGACCUCGAGCUGUCGAUAUGGACUUAGAGUGGCGUCAGGGCCGAAUAGCACGUGUGGUCCUCCAGGAUGAAGAUAUCACCACCAAGAUUGAGGGUGACUGGAAGCGGUUAAACACCCUGAUUCAUUAUCAGGUGUCUGAUCGCUCUGUAGUGGCUCUUGUUCCCAAGCAAACCUCUUCCUACAACAUGCCUGCUUCUGCCAGUAUAUCAAGGACCUCAAUUAGCAGAUAUGAAAAAUCUCUAAAAUCGAGAAAUAUUAUGGGCAAAACAAGCGCAGACAAGACAGCAACCAAUCUGCUAGGGAAAAACAUACCAGACUACUUUAACAGAGCCAGCCAAUCUUCAAAUCUAGAGAUCAACGGUGAAGAAGAUCCCAACAAAAUGGCCGCAGAAGAACAAGGUACGCUAAACACAUCAGCAAUUCUGACUGAAGCGAAACUAGAGACCAUGUUGAACUCAUUAGAACAUAAAUUAUUUGAAAGCAUGUCGGCUCUGAUUAAACCCAUUAAUGAUCAAUUUGCGGAACUUCAAAUUGCCCUAACCACAGUAGCCCACACUGCAGAACAAGUGAAAGAAAUGGGCGCUGCACUUAAAGGAGAAGUAGGCUAUAUUGAAAACAAAAUUUGUGGUGUAAAAGACAGAGUAUUAACACUUGAGGCUGCCAGCCGUUGCCCCAACAUAAAAUUUCGGGGCUUCCCAGAUCCUUUGAAUAUCUCAGUAGAACUGUCGAUUUUUUAUUGCUGA
Molecule: messenger RNA, 5307 nt
Organism: Gekko japonicus
Lineage: Eukaryota; Metazoa; Chordata; Lepidosauria; Squamata; Gekkonidae
Product: plexin-A2-like
Exons: 30
Coding region: 1-5307 (1768 amino acids)
Biological process (GO): regulation of cell migration; negative regulation of cell adhesion; regulation of cell shape
Cellular component (GO): semaphorin receptor complex
Molecular function (GO): protein binding; semaphorin receptor activity
Source: RefSeq, a predicted model, not a curated record